CGUUUCCUAUGUUGUCAGCCCUGUGUGCAUUGGCCAAGGUGACGGUUGGAAAGAUGUCAAAGUGCCGGUACGCUGUGCUGAAUCGACCACUGUUCAAAAUAUUCAUAAUUUUGAUUGAACGAUUGUAUAGAAGCAGCACGUGAAUGUAUAGAAAUAAUCUUCUGGUAGAAUCAUAGACAAAUAAAUAUUAAAAUCUGUUAAUCAAAUGCUGCAAACAAUACAUUUUCUAGAAAGCAAUUAAAAAGGCCUACCUUGAGUGUAUCUACCUUGUUUGAUGUGUGGUUUUCGCUGAAAAUCGUUGACAGGCACUUUGUUGUUCUUUUUCACAGGCCAAAACAACGUGAAUUGGUUAGUGGUUUUGUAACAAAGUUUGAUAAAAACAGAUGUUUGUUUAAUUGGAAAAAGGUUUUCAUUCCCUUCCUUCAGCAACAAAAUGGCCUUUGCUGGUAGCAUACUCACAUCGCUGGCAAAAUGCUUCUGGAAACCGCAAGUUACCGCUGUCCGGUAUCGCUAUCAUGCCGACAAAGUGGCUCGCGGACCGCUCAUUCGGCGGUACGGUUAUGAGGACAAAAUACUGCAACGGGGUCUUCUACCCCAUCUAGAUAACGGACAGAAGCUGCCAAUGCCCGAUUACAAACCCAAGAACGCUUGGUGCGAGAAACGUGCACUGUUCGGCCAGAACGAUUAUAUCGAUAUUCUUGGCGACGAUCGGCUCCAUCCUACCCGUGUGCUGUACUCUGUGCCGGCUUGGCUCCGCGGUGUGUCCGGCAACGAGUAUCAGGUGCUGCUGCGAAAGCGAAAAAUGCUUAGCCGGACGAUUUACCCGGUCGCCAGGCCAACGAAAUGGCGUGAUAUGGAGAAGCGCAUUUCAUAUCUGUACCGCUUCCUGAACCGAAAAACGAAGACAGGAUUUUCGAAUGUGUAAGAUUGCAUCGUUACUCGCACUAGUAUCCCCUACUAUAGACAUUUAAUAAAACGAAAUUGGUGGCUUUAUUCAA
This is a messenger RNA of Anopheles gambiae (African malaria mosquito), 998 nucleotides long. It is a transcript of the gene mRpL51, whose product is annotated as large ribosomal subunit protein mL51. Gene Ontology annotation, biological process: translation. The coding region runs from base 434 to 925 and encodes 163 amino acids. Gene Ontology annotation, cellular component: mitochondrial large ribosomal subunit. Gene Ontology annotation, molecular function: structural constituent of ribosome. The record is from RefSeq and is a predicted model, not a curated record. The transcript is spliced from 2 exons. Lineage: Eukaryota; Metazoa; Arthropoda; Insecta; Diptera; Culicidae.